Messenger RNA from Exophiala spinifera, 270 nucleotides. RefSeq lists its product as uncharacterized. NCBI's taxonomy places the organism in Eukaryota, Fungi, Ascomycota, Eurotiomycetes, Chaetothyriales, Herpotrichiellaceae. The record is from RefSeq and is a predicted model, not a curated record. The transcript has a single exon. Bases 1 to 270 code for a protein of 89 amino acids.
AUGUCCGACAAUCCAUAUUCGUACUCGCCGGAGAGAAGCAAUGACCGCAGCAUUGACUCCUUGUACUUUUCGAAUACCUCGACCCGAAGCAGCGUCGGCACCAACCCGGGUGGCCAGAGCUCCAGCGCCCGCAGCGAGUCCACCCUGGACAACUGGGGCGCCGAGAUCGACAGACGAUACAUAGGAAACACGUCCUCGCGAGACUUUGCAUACGACAAGUCCGACCCGAAACACACCACUGCCUAUCUUUUGCCCGACAAGAAGAGAUGA